AUGAGGCCACAUCCCAUGGGAGGAGGCAUAAAUAGGAAGCUUUGAUACUAGCCAUCACAGUCACUCCUGUAAGUACCAUGAAGUCCAGCAGCCUCUUCCCCCUUGGUCUUCUUAUCCUGGGAAUCCUAGCACCUUGGGCCGUGGAAGGUGAUGUAAAAGCUGUGAAAGGUGGAGCCUGCCCAAAGAAAAUAUUUGCCCAGUGCUUGCGCUAUGAGUACCCAGAGUGCCAGACUGACUGGCAGUGUGAAGGCAAGAAGAAAUGCUGUGAUGGUAUUUGUGGAAUCAAGUGCCUGGACCCUGUUAGCACCCAGAACUCAGUUAAGGUAAAGCCUGGGAAGUGCCCAGAGGUGCAUGGAGAAUGUUACAUGCUUAACCCUCCCAACUACUGUGAAUCAGAUGGCCACUGUGUGGACAACCUCAAGUGCUGCAAGGGCAUGUGUGGAAAAACCUGCAUCCCCCCUGUGAAAGGAGAUUCUUCCAAGCAGAAAACAGGGAAAUGAUUCAUUGAUUCCUAUGAUGAAGAUUUGACCUGCUUUUCUCUCAUAGCCGGAUUCCACCAUUUUAAGAGGUUCUGGAUUCCUACUCUGUGUGAUCUGGGCAUUCACUCCCUAUUUGCUCCUGAACUGGGAUCAUGGAACAUUUUUUUGGUGAAGAUUUGUUUCUACCACCAAUACUUCCUUUGGGGAAAGGCUUAGCAUACAGUAGGUUUACAGGAAAUGCAUGUUGAUAAAUAAAUAAGCAUACUUCUCUCUUCA
Molecule: messenger RNA, 755 nt
Organism: Erinaceus europaeus (western European hedgehog)
Lineage: Eukaryota; Metazoa; Chordata; Mammalia; Eulipotyphla; Erinaceidae
Gene: SLPI
Product: secretory leukocyte peptidase inhibitor
Exons: 4
Coding region: 78-500 (140 amino acids)
Biological process (GO): innate immune response; antibacterial humoral response
Cellular component (GO): extracellular region
Molecular function (GO): peptidase inhibitor activity
Source: RefSeq, a predicted model, not a curated record